Messenger RNA from Drosophila willistoni, 2446 nucleotides. It is a transcript of the gene Bdp1, whose product is annotated as transcription factor TFIIIB component B'' homolog. Gene Ontology annotation, molecular function: TFIIIC-class transcription factor complex binding. Gene Ontology annotation, biological process: RNA polymerase III preinitiation complex assembly. The record is from RefSeq and is a predicted model, not a curated record. The transcript is spliced from 3 exons. NCBI's taxonomy places the organism in Eukaryota, Metazoa, Arthropoda, Insecta, Diptera, Drosophilidae. The coding region runs from base 211 to 2385 and encodes 724 amino acids. Gene Ontology annotation, cellular component: transcription factor TFIIIB complex.
AUGUACAUUUAUGUUGUAAAACUAGUUUAUAGUAUUUAUUGAUAUCUUGUACCACAGUACAAAGGUAGACAGGCACUAUUUGGACGUUAGCCAACACUUGAGCCGAAUUAAACUCGUGGUUUGCGGAACAUUAUCUUGAUGUAAUUUAUCCAGUUUUGAUGUGUGAAAGGAAACGUUAAUCUCGUAGCUAUCUGAUAUAAAAUAUUUAUAAUGGCUAUGCGAAGGCAGCGCAUUAAGGCCAUGGCCAAUCUGGCCAACAUAAAGCGCAAGCCACGCAAAGACGAGCCGCCCGUGCAAAAAGAAGAGAGGGAACCGGAGGUGAAGGCGAUAGAUGAGCAAAUCCCUUCUUUUCAGCCAGAAGUAGUAGAAACGGCGGAACCCGAUCUAGGCGCAGUCGAGACUCCUUCUGCUGAACUGGCAGCGGAACCAUACAUUGCGGAUGCAAAGGCUUUCAAAAUGCCGGCCAGCUCUGCGGGCCAAAUGGAUGAUAUUUUCCACUCGGAUAUUGAAGAUAAUGUGAUACAAAUGGACUUGCAAAAGACGACCACAGGAUACCCCAUGUCGCCGGGCAAGGCUCAGGCCCGGCAGCGUGUUCGUCCGACACCAGUUUUUGGCCAGCGACGAAAUAGUUUUGUUGGUUCACCUAUGGCCAGUGAUUAUGAUAGUGACUAUCAGUCGCCGGCAACGCCUACGCGUCGAGAACGCUACUUAAGUGGUUCCUCUUCAAUGGGACAGACUCCUACGGCUAUGGCUGGCGCUGGUUCAUCGCCAAUGCCGCAGUCACCUUAUAAAUACUUUCCUGCCGUAAUGAGUCCUGGCAUGGGACGCAUACGCACCGAAUCCACGUGCUCCGUAUAUUCGGAGGGUGGCAGCAAGCAGCGUAAAACUGCAUCGGAUGACAAAUGCCAGCCGGGACAACGUGUGAAUGCACGCAGGGAUUUUGAGACUCGCUUUAAUAAGGGCAUUCCCGAUAAAUCUACUUUCAAAAUGUUUGACAUGAUUUUCUAUAAUCCGGAAAAUAAUCCAAUGGAACAAAAACCAUUAGUUACCACAAUUAAGGCAGAAUCCAAUGGCGAUAAUGGUGAGUCGGCGGUAGAAUCGAAGCCAAAUGCAGAUCACCUUUUGGAGGCCAAACAAGAAGCCACCGCCACAGCCAUGCCAGUGCCACAGUUGAAACUGGAUGCCAAUGGUGAAAUGAUUAUCGAUGAGAAAACUUUAGAGAUUGAGACUACAGCCGAGGUAGAAGCACGCAAAGUCCUGGCGAAUUCAUCACUUAUUCUUAUGGAUGAGACUACAGGUGACAAUGGGUUUUACAAGCGUCAUAAGCGUACUCCCUACUGGACUUCCGAUGAAACGGUACGUUUUUAUCGAAGUCUUCAAAUCAUUGGCACAGAUUUUUCGUUAAUGUGCCAAAUGUUUCCACAACGCACACGCCGUGAUCUCAAGCUAAAGUAUAAAAAGGAAGAGCGCAUUAAUGCCCAACUGAUCAAUAAGGCUUUACUAUACCCCAAGGCCUUUAACAUACAAGAGCUGAAAGAACAACUUGAACAGGAGGAUCGUGAUCGUAAAGAAAAGGAUCGUCAAUGGCAGGAAAUUAUUGCCACACAGGCGGAAAACACCAAAAAGCGCGCUAAAUCCCAGCAAAGUAAGGCCGCUCGUUCCCUAAGCGAUGGCGAUGUGAUCUAUGAGAAUGAGAAUGUAACGAAAAAGAAACUAGCCAAGCAUAUCUGGGCCAAGCGUUGUAAAGCUCUCGAAACGGAUGAGAAUGCAAAGGAAGUGGCUACCAAGCCGCCACGCAAACGUCGACGGCAACAGCCAUCGGCACAAGUCACCAGCAAUGCCGCCGUUAUACAGCCGGAAUCGAACAUUUUGCCCCCGUUCGAUACGAUCAAACAGGAAACUAUUAUUAAAACUGAGCAAUCAUUAGCAAUGGCAAAGGGACAAAUUCAACAAGAGCUGAACGAUCUACUGGCUGAGGAUCAAGAAAUGGACGGUUUAGAGUCAGAGAGGUUGGACUUUCAAUCGGUUCAUAAUAAAACUAUUAUGGACCUUGAUGAUGGCAGUCUAAAUUAUGUCAGAGAUAUGGAGAGCAUUCUACCGACCCAAUCAAGUCCUAUAGACUUGGUGGCGCCUACUGAUACUUUUAAUGUUAGUCCAGCUAUUGAACCUGUUAAAACACCUUCCGUAAGCGAAGAGGAUAUAGAGCAAAUUCUUUCCGAUCUCGCGGAGGGGUCGUUGGUCUUGGUCUCCUCAGUAGAUGCUGAAAAUGGAGAUCGGGUAAUCAACGAGAUUUAUAUGUACGAUAAAAGUACUGGCGAACUAUGUGAAGAACCGCUGAAUAUUCCUGAACACAUUGUCCAGUGCAUAUUAAACGUAAUGAGUUAGGAAUCACAUUUUCUUUUAUAAAAGUGUUUUGAUUAAAGAACUAAUUUGUUGAUUUUUCAAA